Coniosporium apollinis CBS 100218 is the source of this 3588-nucleotide messenger RNA. RefSeq lists its product as uncharacterized. Gene Ontology annotation, biological process: regulation of proteasomal protein catabolic process; protein deubiquitination; proteasome-mediated ubiquitin-dependent protein catabolic process. Gene Ontology annotation, molecular function: proteasome binding; cysteine-type deubiquitinase activity. The transcript is spliced from 9 exons. Lineage: Eukaryota; Fungi; Ascomycota; Dothideomycetes. Bases 1 to 3588 code for a protein of 1195 amino acids. The record is from RefSeq and is a predicted model, not a curated record.
AUGCGCUCGGCGCCCGGAAAGACUGCGCCACGGCUUCUCGAAGACCUCUACAGCUAUGACCCCCCGUACGAGGCCCAAUAUGGACGCAACAUCCUCACCGAACUCCCGCCUCACUUCGACGAGCGAAGCCGUCCUGCACCUAUACCCAAGGGUAGCUGUCGCCAUCUCUUCGUGACGAAGCCCACGUGGCCCAAGACGGCAGACGCAGCUAGAGCAUCAGAGAGUGCCGCUGUACCGGAGCUCUUGCUGUUCUGUCCAAAAUGCCGACAUCACCUUGAGUUUUCCAUCGACUACGCUGGAGAUGGGUUUCAACGGACUAUACCAUGCCCGAGCAAGUCCUUCCCGUUACACCACUUUGUGUAUGAACCUGUGGUAGGAGAUGAACAGAUGGACAUGGAUAGUGACCAGGAGGUUCGGACACGCUGGUUCGCUUUCGAGUGUACAGCGCCCCAGUGUCCGGCAGCUCUAUCGAUUUGUUUGAAAUCACCAAGACUCAGGCCAGAACACAUCGAACUCCUCACGGAUCCCAACCUUCUCAGAAUCAGGUUUGAAGCUGCCGUUCUGAAGGACCCAGAUCGAGCAGACGCAAGGCCCGCAAGGCCGGCCGAGGUGCUGAACAACCUGAACCUAUACCUGAGAGACGCACUGGACGUUACGAAACCGCACAGAAGGAUACCGGGGAAGAACAGGAAAUUUAUGACCGCCUUCGGAGAGAACUGUACCGAGAUCCUGGAGUACUUGAACUUCACUUAUAUCCCACCUGCGAGUGCAUAUGAUGAGGACUUCUGGAGUCCACCUGACCUAGCCGCAGAAACCGAUCCGGAAAGGGCUGAGGCUAUACGGAGUUUCUUAGAAGAUGUCAGAGAAGAGCUGUUGGCUCUCAUACAUCAGAGACCCAUCGAAGAAGUACGCACUCUCAGAAACUUCGCGUACGAUUUCCAACCAGCGACGAAGUCGCUCGAGCAAGCCCUUGGAUGCUCCGACUGUGGGUAUCCUGCCUUUAGGACUGCUCGAAGACUUACACUUGCUCUCGGAGCGCUCAGUGACUUUUCCGACAAUCUUCUCGCCUUCGCGUAUGACAGACAAGUUCAAUGCGACCCUAUCAAUGCUCCCUACUACUUUGAAUGCCUGGAGGACCUCAGCAGGGGAAGGAACAGCGAGACACUGAACAUGAAGGUAGCAAUGCUGUCUUCGGAGGGUAGGAUUAGUCGGAAGGACGUCUCGAACGCGUAUGCGUAUUUCAACAUCGAAAUGAGCCACGUGCCGCACAUCAGCGACGAUCACAUUAUCGGGCAAUUCCAGUCCCGUCUUUUGGAUAUAGCCGCUUCACAAGUGCCGGAAAUGCGGCGGCAGUUGAGAAUCGUCGGGGAAGCGCGUGGGAGCCCCAAAAUCCUUAACGCCGCGGAUAACGCCCUCGAAACAUACGAUCAGGCCCUCUCGUGGCUGGGAGCCACAGCAGAUUUGACGGAUGAUUUUAUCCUUACUUGCUAUACCGCCAAGAUAAGUGACUCGCCUGGCGAUGAAGCACUCGGUCGCAAAGCUGUCGAAAUCAUUGCGGAAACACGCAACAGUGUGGGUCUUCGGAACUGGUUACGAACUGCAGACCUGGUGGAACCGGAGCUCGACGUCGGCGAGGCCUACAGUAUAUUACAGAUCGACGACAGAAGCACUGCUCUCAGCGGCGACAGUCUUGACGCCAUUCUUGCGGUUCGACUCGACGAAGCACCUGGCCGAGCCGACGAAUUUCAACGAGCAGCUGCCGUCAUCCGGCAAACCGUAAACAACAUGCCCAUGGACUCGACAUCGUUCCCUCGAGGGAACCAGCCUGCCGGCCUGCAGAAUAUCGGGAAUACUUGCUACCUCAACAGCAUUCUGCAGUUACUUUUCGCUAUCAAGCCUCUGCGCGAGCUCGUCCUGGAGAUUGACAACUACAAGAUGGACAUGAGUGAUGAGAAGGAGCUGGCAAGGAAGAGAGUCGGUCGAGCCGCCCAGAAGGAGCACGUACACCGGGCCCAGGAUUUCGUUGAUGAGCUUGCCGCACUCUUCAGGGAAAUGAUGAACACCCCCAACCAGUGGGUGGUACCCAAGGAAGCAGUGCCAGCCAAGGCGGUCUCUGGCCUGGAAGUGGAAGAAGACCAGCCAGUGGCAAGCGCACCAGAUGAAACUAUGCCGGACGCCCUGCCAGCCACCGUCAACCCAAGCGACAUCGUCUUGCAGACCGAUACUAUCAUGCAGUCGACAGAGCAGGACGAGAGUGCGGUGGCGGAUCCUGCGUCAGAUAUGGAGGUCAAACUUGGUGACGAUGUGAGCCAAACUACUCUGGUCGACAAAGACGAAAACGAGGAGUCCAAGGACAAAGUUUCUGGUGGCGAUGUAGACCAAGCGAACAGCGUCAGCCCACGGAAGGACUCGUUCGCGUUUGACGAAGCACCGGUUCCACUUAGCAAGCAGGAAUCCGACUGGGCUGCACCAGAUCGUCCGGCUCCGCAGCCUCCACAGCCCGAGCCAGAGAAGUCAAAGUUUAAGCCGCUGCAACGAGAUGCAAAGGAGGUGAUGGACAACAUGCUUUACCUGCUAGAGCUGGCGAUUAAGCCGAACGGCCAUGACUCAGACGGCGAGCAGCUCGAUCUGAUCAAAGAGCAAGGACCCCGAGGCGUCGACCAGGCCCUGGACGAACGCCUCGGCAUAUCAGCCGACCAGACGACCGGCAAGCUUCGGUACGACUGGCUCGAACACCUCCCACCGAUCCUCGCUCUAGACAUCAUGCGAGCAGACUUCGACACCGCGAAAGGAAAAGCAUACAAAGUCAUGCACCACCUGGCGCUGGAAGACACGAUCUACAUGGACCGCUUCCUCGCGCCGUCGAAGUCACCGCGUGACUCGGCCUUGGCGCGGGCCCGCGAACGCGCCUUCGCUGCCUCAGAAGAGCUGGAGCACGCACGGGAGCGCUACGCCACUCUAACCGAGCUGAAAGACGGACUCCAGCUCCACGAUGCCGUCGAAGCCGUCGCGGACUACCUCGGCACCGCCAAGGAACAAGGCGUGCCGCUCGACGACGCGGAAAGCCUGGCCGGCCAACUGACGCAAAAGGCCGCAGCUCUGCACGAGGAGAUGCAGACGCUCGAGGCCCAGAUCCCCUCCCUGAAAACCGCGAUCUACGAGCCGUUCAAAGACAUGAAACAGCACCCCUACCGCCUCUUCGCGCUCUUCCUCCACUCAGGCCUGACCACAGGCAGCGGCCACUACUUCUGCUACAUCCGCGACUUCGAAGCCAACGUCUGGCGGAAGUACAACGACGAGAACGUGAGUGUUGUCAGCGAGGCAGCGGUCUACGGCGAGAGCGGCGGUGUCCUGCCGACUUAUGCCGUCUAUGUCCGUGACCAGGACAAGGCGCAGCUCGUGGAUCCGUUCCCGGAGGAGUCGAAGCGAGCCGCAGCCGCCGAGCGUGUGCCCGAGUUUUCGGGAGUACAGGGUGGGGAUACGCCGAUGCCGGAUGCGGUUGAGGAGAAGGCGAUACUGACCCAGGGCGUGGAUCCGGUGUUUGGAAGAGACAAUCAGUCUUAUCCUACCCCGCCUUACGAGUCUUGA